CUGACGGACUGACGAAUGGACUCCACUGACUCAACAGGGCUAGCUGGGCGAACCGAGCUGUUAAUGUGGCCAGUGGCCAAAGCGAAAUGUCAGUUGAAGUUCGCAAGUCGAGCGCAAAAGUUGGAAAUUAAAUCAAACAUAAAACUGAGUACAAGAAAAUAUUCGUUCGUGCCACGUCCUGGCGCCGCUGUUGGGUCGAAAAAUGAAAGGACGACAUGCCGAAAGUGUUGCACAACUUUCUUAUAUACUAUUUGUUGAUUUUACAAAGCAGCGAUGGGGCACGCACCCAGCCAGAGAUCGGCAGGCGUGAUGGAUUAGCAAAGUUUGAGUUUAACGGCAAACAGCAGCAGGAGCAGAAGCAGCAACAACAGCAGGAGCAGCCAGCAAAGGUCGCCCACAAUGGCAGCGUUGGUCUGGCAGAUACCCUGCAUGAGUUUAAUUUUGCAAAAAUCUAUGAAACUUUAUACGAGCAACUGGUGCAGCCAACAAUUGAGCAGAAGCAGGAGCAGCAGCAGCAGCAGCAGGAGAAGGAGAAGCAGCAAGCUCCGUUGCGUCAGGGGCGUGGCCUGCGCCGGCCACAAACGCAGCUGUUGUGGAUACCCGAGCGUCAGCCAAUAGCCACGACUCCACAGCCCUUUCACGUGCUGCAGCAGCUGCAGCAUGACUUGGAGGAGCAGCUCAAGCACAGCACCACAAAGAAGCCAUUUAGUGUGCUGGAGCAGUUGACGCUGGAGCAGCUGAAGCUCUUGCAGCAGAAGCGGCCGAACAGCAGCUUUAGCAUAUUGCAGCAACUGCAAUUGGAGCAGGAGAAGCAGCUCAACAAGACCAGCACAGUGGAGCCAUUCAAUGUGUUCGAGCAGCUGGAUAAGGAUCUGCAGGAGCAGGAGAAGCACGAGCAGCAUGUGGAGCAGGCCAGCACCUUUGAGGUUGUGCAGCCAGCGACAGCUGAGCCGCUGGAGCAGCACAAGAGCGACGCCAAGGUGCCGGCGGAGUCAUCCCGGGCCAAGGACAGUCAAAAGCGAAAACGUAAGCGAAUUCGGCGUCGUCGCAAACGAAUUCGCCGUCGCCGCAAGCGCAAACGUCGUCGUGGCAAAAAGAAGCGCAAGAAGAAACGCAAGAAGAGGAAGAAGAAGAAGAAUAAAAAGGAGAAGAAGAAAAAGAAGAAGAAGAAGAGACGUCGACAGCAGAAACCCGAAUACGAACAUCCGCCACUGGGACAGCCGGCUCACCUCGUCUAUGCCAAUCCCACCAAGCAGCCGUACCACUCGCACUACCACGGCACCACAUGGGAUCCACAUGGCCAGCAGCCACAGCCGCCAGUGGCGGCAACCACAAUUCUGCAGGUGGUGACCACCAAACGUCCAUCGACCACUAAGGCGCCCUUUAGCAAAAUCAAAUAUCUGCUGCGCCACAACACCCUGUUCAAGAGGAAGAAGAAGGAGUGGUUCAGCCAUGUGGGACACGUUCUGUAUCCGUUCAUCAAGUUUGUUGCCUUCUUCACAGUCCUCAAUCCCUUCACACUGGGCGUCUUCCUCUUCACUCUGAUCUCACCCGUCGUCUUUGGCUUCUUGGGCUUCCUGCUGCUGAGUGUCCUGGUGAAGCCGUUCCUGCACCUCGUCUUUGGCGUCAAGGCCAGUGUGGAUAGCAUCGAGCGUCAACGCUAUCUGGCCAACAAGCGCGCCGAGCAGCUCAAGCUUAAUCUGCGUCCAGUCACCAUCCAUAAGCACUACUACCAGCAGAAGCCGCUGCACUCCACACCACCGCAACACUUUCCGCCGCUCGCGAACUGGAGACGCCAGGGCCCACCGCCCGAGCUACGGCGUAAUAAUCCGCCACCGCCUGCCAUGCGUCGCUAUAAUCCUUUGCUGCCCGCGGUACGCGCAGCGCUUGCUCGCGAUGAUCUUCAUUUUUAGUCAAUAAAACUGAUUUGUAAAUAAUGUUGAA
This is a messenger RNA of Drosophila mojavensis, 1944 nucleotides long. RefSeq names its product bromodomain-containing protein DDB_G0280777. The transcript has a single exon. The record is from RefSeq and is a predicted model, not a curated record. The coding region runs from base 216 to 1913 and encodes 565 amino acids. NCBI's taxonomy places the organism in Eukaryota, Metazoa, Arthropoda, Insecta, Diptera, Drosophilidae.